UCCUCAUUACCUUCACGUUCUCCUCCACGUCCACUUCAAUUUCCCUCCACUUCCCAUCCCCACUACCUUCACACCUUCUUUUAACUGCUCCUGCUCUCCCACUCAUCCUUCUUCAACCUUCAAUUUUUCCCAGAAAAAAAAAAAAAAAAAGUACAACUUUCUUGUGCUUAUCAUAAUCAACCCUGUUAUUGAUAUAUAUAUAUAUUUCACAACCACUACUAUUCUUUUCUAAUCAUGAGCAACAUGGAGGACUGGCCUGAGCCAGUGGUUCGUGUUCAAUCUUUGUCCGACAGCGGCCUCUCAUGCAUUCCCCCUCGCUAUGUCAAACCUUUGUCAGAUAGGCCAACGUUCGAGAAUACUUCCUCUAAUUACGACAACGCCAAUAUCCCAAUUAUUGACCUCUCCGGCUUGUUUGAGAACAAAAAUGGAGAUUUAAUAGUUACGAGUAGUAAUAAUAGUAGUAAUAGUAAUACGUUUAGUCAGAUUUCGGUGGCAUGUCGUGAAUGGGGAUUUUUCCAGGUGGUCAACCAUGGUGUAAGCCAUGAAUUAAUGGACGGAGCUCGAGAAGCAUGGCGGGAAUUCUUCCAUUUGCCGAUGGAGAAGAAACAGAAGUAUGCUAAUAAGCCAAGAACUUAUGAAGGAUAUGGUAGCAGGCUGGGGAUCGAGAAAGGUGCGAUUCUUGAUUGGAGUGAUUAUUAUUAUCUUCACUAUCUUCCUUUGUGCUUGAAAGACUUCAACAAAUGGCCUGCUUCACCUCCUUUUUCCAGGUAAUUAAUUAAUUAAUUAAUUAAUUACUCAA
Messenger RNA from Carica papaya (papaya), 799 nucleotides. NCBI's taxonomy places the organism in Eukaryota, Viridiplantae, Streptophyta, Magnoliopsida, Brassicales, Caricaceae. The record is from RefSeq and is a predicted model, not a curated record.